CACCUUCCCCAUGUGGAAGCAGCUUUCAAUUUUGGUUUGGGAAUCCAAUUUCUUCAAAAUCCAUCCCCAUUAAGUAGAAUACAAGACAGAGAGCCAGACAAUUUUAACGUUCACGUUUUAUAGUUUAAUCUCCGGGAAUGUCAUCCUCACCCUCGCCGGCCGCAUCUCCGCCGCCGCCUACCAAUACUACCUCUCCUCCACCGUCUGUUCCCUCAGCCCCACCGCCCUCUUCACCACCCCCUCCACCCACUCCUCCACAACCUACCCCUUCUGCACCGCCUCCCUCCUCGCCUCCUCCCGUCACGCCCUCGUCGCCGCCUCCCUCAUCGUCGCCUCCUCCACCUCCCUCUUCUACUCCCUCUCCGCCGUCGACUCCUUCCACGCCGUCCCCUCCUGCGUCACAGAGUCCUCCGCCGCCUCCCAGAAUUCCGGGGACGCCGUCACCGCCGGCUUCUCGAAGCCCGCCCCCGCCUCCUCCGUCAUCGCCCGGUGGUGGGAUAUCGACGGGGCUUGUGGUUGGAAUCGCGAUCGGGGGAGUGGCGGUACUCGUAGUGCUCAGUUUGUUGUUUCUGUGUUGUAGGAGAAAGAGGAGAAGAGACGAUGAGGCCGGCUACUAUGUGCCACCUCCUCCCCCUGGCCCUGGGCGUAAAGAUGAUCCCUAUGGUGGCGGCCAACAGCAAUAUUGGCAGCAGAAUGUUCCUCCACCCGCGAAUCAUGUUGUCACUGCAAUGCCAAAGCCUUCUCCUCCUCCAUCCGUAGCAUCACGGCCACCAUACCCACCAGCAUAUGAUCCAAAUCCUUCUCCUCCACUACCUCCUUUCAUGAGCAGCAGUGGCGGCUCUGGUUCUAAUUAUUCAGGCCCUGAAAACCCUCUUCCACCACCUUCCCCUGGUCUGUCCCUGGGUCUUUCAAAGAGUACAUUUACCAUUGACGAAUUAGCAAGAGCAACAGAUGGUUUCUCAGAUGCAAACCUCCUUGGACAAGGUGGUUUUGGGUAUGUACACAAAGGAGUCCUUCCAAACGGGAAAGAAAUAGCUGUCAAGCAGCUAAAGGCUGGAAGUGGACAGGGAGAGCGCGAAUUUCAGGCCGAAGUUGAGAUCAUUAGCCGGGUGCAUCAUAAACAUCUUGUUUCCUUGGUUGGAUACUGCAGUACUGGUACACAAAGAAUGCUUGUUUAUGAGUUUGUUCCAAACAACACUUUGGAGUUUCACUUGCAUGGAAAGGGGCGACCUACAAUGGAUUGGCCUUCCAGAUUGAAAAUUGCUUUAGGUUCUGCCAAGGGCCUGGCAUACCUUCAUGAAGAUUGCAAUCCUAAAAUCAUCCAUCGUGAUAUCAAGGCAGCUAACAUACUUUUGGACUUCAAGUUUGAGGCAAAGGUUGCUGAUUUUGGUCUGGCAAAGUUUUCUUCUGAUGCCAAUACUCAUGUCUCGACCCGAGUGAUGGGUACUUUCGGGUAUUUAGCUCCAGAAUAUGCAUCAAGUGGGAAACUCACAGAUAAGUCAGAUGUUUUCUCUUUUGGAGUCAUGCUUUUGGAGUUGAUUACUGGACGCCGUCCAGUUGACACAACUUAUUCCUUCAUGGAUGAUAGUUUGGUGGAUUGGGCAAGGCCGUUGCUCACUCGAGCUUUAGAAGAUGAAAACUUUGACACUUUGGUUGAUCCAAGGUUACACAAUCAGUAUGACCACAAUGAGAUGGCUCGGAUGAUUGCUUGUGCCGCUGCAUGUGUGCGCCAUUCAGCACGACGUCGACCACGAAUGAGCCAGAUGGUGCGGGCACUGGAAGGCGAUGUAUCUUUAGCUGAUCUAAACGAAGGAAUCAGACCUGGCCAUAGCACUAUUUACAGUUCUCAUGGAAGCUCGGACUAUGACACCAACCAAUAUAAUGAGGAUUUAAAGAAGUUCAGAAAAAUGGCGUUAGCAAGCUACGAUUAUGGUGGUAGCAGCGAGUACAGUGGUCCAACCAGUGAGUAUGGGCUGCACCCAUCUGGUUCGAGUAGUGAAGGCCAAACAACCCGGGAAAUGGAGAUGGGAAAGAUGAAGAAAAGCAGUCAAGGUUUUAAUGGAAGCUCUUGACUACCGGUACACCUUCCUUUCUCUUUGUAAAGAUCCAACCAGUGCACACCCUCCUUUCUCAAUGCUAAAAACAAUUGAGUAUUGAUUGCAAGAAUACCAUUGGUUCUCAAUGAGAUAACACUCCCAGUUCUUUAUCCUCUAAUUGUGAGAUUAUUAUUUUUGUUUAUUUGUAUUUAAAGGUGCAUAAUAUACAGGAAAUUAUCAUUCUUUUAUUCUUUGAGGCAAUGUUUAUAUGAAUUUGGUUGUUGAAA
This is a messenger RNA of Carica papaya (papaya), 2323 nucleotides long. It is a transcript of the gene PERK1, whose product is annotated as proline extensin-like receptor kinase 1. Gene Ontology annotation, biological process: protein phosphorylation. Lineage: Eukaryota; Viridiplantae; Streptophyta; Magnoliopsida; Brassicales; Caricaceae. The record is from RefSeq and is a predicted model, not a curated record. Gene Ontology annotation, molecular function: protein kinase activity; ATP binding.